This is a messenger RNA of Ylistrum balloti, 7528 nucleotides long. RefSeq names its product tight junction protein ZO-1-like. The record is from RefSeq and is a predicted model, not a curated record. Gene Ontology annotation, biological process: cell-cell junction organization; protein localization to cell-cell junction; cell-cell adhesion. Bases 974 to 5467 code for a protein of 1497 amino acids. The transcript is spliced from 32 exons. Gene Ontology annotation, cellular component: plasma membrane; bicellular tight junction. NCBI's taxonomy places the organism in Eukaryota, Metazoa, Mollusca, Bivalvia, Pectinida, Pectinidae. Gene Ontology annotation, molecular function: cell adhesion molecule binding.
CCACUGAGAGGAGGAGAGGGCUGUGUGUGUUUCGGAUGGUGGAGAGAUAGACUGACUGAAGAUCCUCUCUAACUCAGGAGAAGGAAAGAAAUCACAGAAAACGGGGAUUUAAAUUUUUCUUUCCAUUCUUAAGAAGAAAUAGAAAGGAAGAAAUUUUCCUUCUGUCACAAACUGUCAGUUUUUUUUGUGAAAUAACAUCGCAAUAGAAAGGAAGACAUUUUCCUUCUGUCACAAACUGUCAGAUUUUUUUGUGAAAUAGUGUCACAAGAAAAAGGAGACUUAAGAUUUUUAAUUCAAGUGACAAAGGAGAAUAUUUUUUUCAGUCAGCAUUUCAUUGGAUUGAGAAAGAAUCACUCUCUUUCUCUCCAUUUUGAGAAGGAUAUAUGUCUUUCUCCUUAACAUCAGUAAACUGUCUCUCCAUCCAAGAGGAGUUGAUGAAGUCACCAACAUACCUGUUAAGGAACUGAGUUAUCACUGUGGGAAUACCAACAUAACUGACCAAGAUUUCGCUUAACAUUGAUAAAGGACUUAGUAACGCGUAACUAAUUCUGUAUCACCCCUUGUGAUAGCAAAUAAGUACUGACAAUUUCUUGUGGAGAUUUUUUUUUACGUGUGUGAAUUUAUUGAAUUUUUUCGGUAGAAUAUUUAAGGAAACUGCAACUUUUUGAAAGAAAUAAUCUAUUUAUAGAUGUGAUGACAUCACAGACAGAUUUUGCAGAGCACUUUGAUGUGUCACAUUACAUAUCCCAAUUAAACCGAUGAAUUUCCUUGAAUUUAUGUUUUGUUCAAUUUUAUGUAAAUUGAAUAUUUACACACGACUUUUGAAAAUGGAAAUGGACUUUUACACUAUAUUUACAUCAGUGUUGUACACCAAUAAUUAAAGCCAGUUUACACUGACUCCAGUGUAAAGUGGGAAAGCCAUAUACCAGUGUAACAGUUUACAUUACCAAGUUUCGACAUCUUGACAAGAAACAUGAAGCUUCCAAGUAACUUGUUCCAACAGAUCUGCAAGGUUGGUGACAACGUCGUUUGGGAGACACACAAAGUGACACUUUCCCGCGUGCCGAGGUUCGGCUUUGGUAUUGCGGUCAGUGGAGGACGGGAUAACCCGCACUUUGCUAACGGUGACCCUUCUAUAGCUAUAUCAGAUGUUCUCAAGGCAGGACCGGCUGAGGGCAAACUUCUAAUCAAUGAUAGAGUGACCACAGUGAAUGGAAUACCACUUGAUAACGUAGAACACUCAGCUGCUAUCGCUGUCCUUAAGGAAAGUGGUAACACUGUCACAUUGGUAAUUCGUCGGAGAGUGGUAUUACCUACACCAAUGGAGACAGAUAGUAACACACCCCUCAAAAUAACGCUGUCCAAGCACAACAGGAAAGACGAUUAUGGUGUCGUGCUUGGAUGUCAAUACUUUAUCAAGGAGAUUGUUGGGCAGAGCCUUGCGGCCCAGGACGGUACCAUCAAAGAGGGAGACUUUGUACUUAAGAUAAACAACACAUCUGUUGAGAAUUUGUCACUUGUGGAGGCAAAACGACUGAUAGACAAAACUAAAGACAAGCUACAGCUCUGUGUGACAAAGAAACGAUCGGAGGAGAAACUACACAUUCGCCAGGGCAGUAAAACUGACGAUGAAUACUCGCUAGGUUACGGCACUUUACAGGGAACUCUUCAAUCCAAAAAGCAAGAAAUAAACGACGUGAACUUUUACCGUUCACCGAGUCAAAACGACAAUGAUUUAUACAAGGGAAACUACGACCCAAACAGCCUUCCUACAGGGGCGUAUCCUUCUUCUGAGCAUGCUCGGUAUGACGGGAGAUAUGUCUAUGAUAAUGAGGCACCACCAAGGCCUCCUCUUCCACAGGACACAGAUGCUCCACCCCGACCCCCAAGUCCCGGUAAGGAGCUUCUCCGCCCUGAUGACUUCUACGGCCAACCAAAGUCACCGACCCAUGACCAGGACGGAUAUCUUAGUGACUCACAACGCAGACCUCCAAUGUCACCGAAACUCCAAGACAUGACGGAUGUAGGAAUGAAACGACGCCCACACGAAGAAAGAUAUGUUGGAAAACGGAAAGACAUAACGUUGGAGCCCCGUCAUGUAUAUUUUGAGAAAGAGCCAGAGCUUGGACUUGGUCUGCGACUGGCUGGUGGCAACGCAACAGGGAUAUUUAUAGCAUCUGUACAGCCUGGUAGCGGGGCCGAAGUUGUGGGGCUCACUGAGGGGGAUCAAAUACUCAUUGCUAACAACAAAGAUAUCCCAGGCUUGUCCAGGGAGGAGGCAGUUAGUUAUCUGACUAGUCUAGAGGGGCGUGUCAACAUGGUUGUUCAGUAUCAGAAGGAGGAGUACGACAGGAUUAUGACUAGUCAGGAGGCUGGAGAUUCUUUCUAUAUCAAAACACAUUUUGCCUAUGAACAACGAGAACAGGGAGAACUGUCUUUUACAACAGGCGAUAUAUUCCACGUCAAGGACACUCUGUUUAGAGGUGUGGUCGGCUCCUGGCUAGUGACGAGAGUUGGACGCAACAACCAGGAAACACAGAAAGGCAUAAUACCAAAUAAAAAUAGAGCCGAACAAUUAGCUGUAGCUAAACAACAGUGCGAGGAAGAGAAAGAAAAUUCACCGUCCAAGAGUCGUAGUCUCCUUUUCAAACGUAAAGCAGCACGCCGAUCGAAGUCCCUCGGCAAGGAUCAUUGGGAGGAUGUGAUAUUUUCUGAAAACGGUGCGAGCCUGUCUACAAAGUUCCCAGCCUAUGAACGAGUUGUCCUCAAAGACUGUGGAUUUCAGCGGCCUGUUGUGAUUUUCGGUGCUCUCUCAGACGUAGCGCGAGACAAACUUCUGAAAGAAUAUCCUGAUAGAUUUGAGUCACCACAAAAUGAUACAAGUACUUUGAACGACGACAAGAAAUCUAAUAGAUCAGGAAUUAUACGACUUGGUGCAAUAAAGGAUAUAAUAGCAAAGAGAAAGCAUUGUUUACUGGACGUAACACCACACAAUGUUGACCGUUUAAACUACGCCCAGUAUUAUCCGGUCGUUGUCUUCCUGAAAGCCGAAAAUAAAAAUGUUGUUAAGGAAAGCCGUGCAAGGUUUGCUAAAGGUUCUAGCAAAAACCCAAAGAAACUUUUCGACCAGAGUGGGAAACUGGAGAAAAUGUACCAUCAUCUUUUUACUGCUACGAUAAGUCACAAUGCUACUGAUAUUUGGUAUCGUCGCCUGCUGGAGAUGGUUGAUUUACAACAGAAACAAAACAUUUGGAUGUCCGAACGCAAGCCGGAAGAUGAUAUCAGCGAUGACUACUUGUUCCCAAUGUCCAAUCGCCUUAGCUUUGCACCAUCCCAGCAGAGCGAACUCGACCUCAGUCGACCAGUAGAUGACUUUGACCUUUCACCUAUGCAUAAGAAACGACUAGUGAGGUCAUCCUCUGAUCCCAGUGUAAACACAACGGACAGAAUUCCUGGCAUUCCUCCAUACCCUGCACCUCCUGCAUAUCACAAAACGCCCGGGGUACAGAGAAACCCGGGUAUGCUUGACGACAGAAGAUAUGUAGAGUUAGAUGGCCUUCCAGAAGAUCGGUAUUAUGCAUCAUAUUAUGCAUCAGAGAACCGACAUCACCCAAGCAGAUCUCAGAUAGACCCAUAUGCCACCAUCACUCCCCAUGAACGCAUGUACCCCCGAGCACCACAGGAUGAGCGUUGGUUCAACCCUGCGUAUGAUGACCAAGACCACCAGGGAAAUCGUUACGGUCACAGUAAUCACCGGCGGUCUGAAUCAGAUCUCGCACAUACAUCUCGACCAUCUACUUCAUCCCUCCCUCCUCCACAGCCCCAUCAUAAUGAUCAACAGCAUCAGCAUCACCACAGGCCAUACAAUGAUAACUCGUCAUACAGCAGUGAUUCCUACACAAAGUACACGUCACACCCGGCCAACAAACACGAUGAUUCCAAACUCCGAGAGAAACUUGGCGCCAAGGGAUCACAUGACCCAUACCGCUUCACAAGGAGUACAGCCCAUCCUGUCAGUACGGCUCAUGUCGACAAAUCAAAACUCUCCGAUCUGUCUGCCAGAUACAGAAAAGAUGACCAGGGUCAAGGAAGGAGUAAAUCUGUGCCGUCCCUUCGGCCAGGGACAGCACCUCCAGAGGUCGGAGGUCACCAGCGCGACCCCAAUACCAAGAAGGAACCCCCACCAGUGCCAGUGAAGACCUAUAACCUGAAGGAUCGAGGUAUCGAACCUGACGAUCAAAAAAUCAGGAAUUACGAAAAUACUAACAGGGGCUACAACUACACCGAUUCCAGUAACUACGCCGUAGUCAACAAAAUCAAAACUGGCAACAUGCGCAGUCCGCCAUCACAGGAUUAUCAUGAUUCAAAUGAGAAUCCAUACGAUUAUGUUGCGCCACGAUCGACGUACCAACGGCAGCCACAAGGAAACGAGAGAAUAAUGACAAGCCAUUAUGCUCGACCCUAUGUUGCCCAGGACCCGAACAAUCCAGAGCCUCACACUGAUCGAGGUCAAAGGUCAGGAGGACCUGGAUCUCAGCGAAUGUUUGUUAAUCAAAUGUACAUGGACCACCAGGAAUUACAGCGACUAAAGGCACAGCAAGAUGGUGGCACUAAUGGUCACCCUGGAAACAUGGACGGCUAUUCUCGAGAUCCUGGGUAUCCCAGCGCAGCGGAUCGCCCGAGGGAUCGGACGAAUGCAGAUUCCACGGACACAGACGAGAGAGGCAGCGCAUUUGAAGCUUACAAGAAGCCAGUUAUGUCAACUUUUGGAAAAUCUGAUAUGAAUGGUCCAUCAUCACCCAAACCUCUACUGCAGCCUGGCAGGCAGUACAGCCCUUUACCUAACCAAGCAGUGUACAACGAUGAAACUAACCAGGUCAUCUAUGAACCACAACCUCACUCUGACCUCGGUGAGAGUGAGGCUCGAUCUGACAGGUCAGGUGAUGUGUCAGGUGACAGGUCAGCUGACCAAGAAGAGCGACAACUGUUUAAUAGCGACAGUAGUGGGUUAGACAGUGGAAAGUCUAUAGAAGAAGGUCAUACAGUGGUUGCAACUGCCAGAGGAAUUUUCGACCACAAAGGUGGUGUGUUAGAAUCAAAGGAAACAGGUGUGAGUAUUGUCAUUCCACUAGGUGCUAUCCCUGAGGGCGUGCAACAGGAGAUAUACUUUAAAGUGUGCAAGGACAACAACAUCCUACCACCACUGGACAGAGAGAAAGGUGAGACGUUGCUGAGCCCCUUAGUGAUGUGUGGGCCCCACGGACUGAAGUUCCUCCACCCAGUGGAGCUACGUCUUCCUCACUGUGCCUCGGUCAAUCCAGACAGCUGGUCCUUUGCCCUGAAAUCCAGUGACUCUCCUUCAGGACACCCCACACAGUGGCAGAACAUGAACCUGGCCGGCAUGGAUCAAAGUUCACAGGGUAAAGUAGGCAAGAGUAGUGUGUCCGUCCUUGUGGAUCACUUCUGAUCCACGCACUGAUUCACCUGAACGAACACCAAAAAGUCCACUCAUUACACCAAAAAAUCCACACAGUCCGUGGACUUUUCUCCACAAGACUAGUAUUGUGAAUAUAGCUGACAGUGGACGUUCUAAAUGGAAAGGAGGCUGAUGUUCCAUUGAAAGUGGAUAAAAAUGCUGUGCAGCCCCACUGAAUGUGGAUUGUAUCAACCAGCAUUGGAUACCAUAAGGAAUUCCACACCGUGGAUAACUUAUAAAGUACACUGUUGAUAAGACAGCAGGAUAUGUGUACCAUACAGAUCCCUCUGUUGAUAUUGGCUAAUUUACUUUCUAGAUGAACGCACAAGUGAACUACGAGGAUGUAAUACACUACACACAACUGAUACAAAAUACUGCAUGGAUGUUACUAGUCCAAAAAUCACUUCACAUCUUAGUUCAACCAAUCGUGUGGAUUUAUUUCCUCAUCCACAACAACUACGUAACUUAUUUUAUUGUCCACUCAGGAAAUUCAAUUUGUGGAUGUAUCGGCCAAAGACGAUAAAUUGUUACGCACUUUAGAGAUUGUUUACAGGUCUUAACAAACAACAACUCAGUUCGAUGGUAAAACAGACAGACCAGGCUUGUUGUUGUUGUAGAGUGCGGAAACAAGCGUGGCAGCAAAACGGACAACUGCAGUUUAUAUGUCUUUUCUGUAAAUACAGUUAUUCGAUAUUAAAGAAACCAACUGCUUUUAAAGUGAAUUUAAUUUUGCUGAAUUUAGUUUGAUAAUUCAGGUAAGUUUAUAUACAAAUAUUAUCAGUGAAGGAUGGGCUUAUUAAUGAGCAUGGUACAAUGUGAUAUACGCACAGAACAUAUCAUGUGAUGUUGUAGGCCUGAACAUCACAAGGUGAUACUAGGGAUAAAGGUCAGUCUGAACAAGUCUAUACGAUAAAUAACCCAGACGUAUCACUUUAAAACCAAUUAUGAUGAAAAACAUGAGGUAUGUAGUUGGUAGAACAAGUUCUUAGAGAUCUCAUUCAAAACAUUUGUUAUAUAUGACUGUCAGCAAUAGUUCUUGUAUGGUUUGCCUUUAUUUUUAUCAAGCAAUCUGACUGUCAGCAAUAUUUCUUGAAUGGUUUGCCUUUAUUUUUAUCAAGCAGUUAUAUUAUAUUGCAAUAUAUUUACACUGGAAUUUGUACCAUUGCUACCCUAUUGGUAUACAUACAGUUGAUCAGACCUAGCUGAUGAAGGGAAGGCCAUCCAUUCUAUCAUACAAGUUUUAUUAUCGAAGUACUCAGCUAAAACGGCAGCAGAUUUAAAGACUUAAACAUAAAUAUGAGCCAUUUAUUUUUCUUGAUGUGAAAUUAUAGACAAUAUAUUAAAAUUUGCAUGAUUGCAGUUGUUUUUAACAAGUUGAAUAAAAAAUUUUUUACUAUAAAGUAGUAUAUAUUUGGACAUAAUCAUAUUGUUAUGAUGCCUGGAGUUAUUAAGUGUAUAGCAGAGAAUAUAUUUUUGCCGUUCUUUGAAGUUUCUGAAAAUCCAUAACAAUAAUAAUUACACUUGUUUAUUGAUUGCAAUUUUUUGUGGUUUUUUUUUUUUUUUUGUUUACACCUGUCAAUCUUUUUGUGUUUGAAAAAUGAAUAGUAAUUGAUAUAAGCUUUCAGCCUGUUUUCCGGUUAUUAUUUUAUCGUCAAUAUUAAAAAUCCUGAUAUGAAUUUCUUUAAAAAUGAAAAUAUCAUUUCAACUAAAGAUCUCUCAAAUCUGAACUGAUGACUGUUUGGUGUUUAUCUGUUGUGAUGAGGUUCAUGUGUUAUGAACUAGCUUCAUAGUGUUGUGAACAACAUGUUAGUUUAAUCUCUUUGGUUGUGAUUGAUAUUAAAGAGAUGGUAUGAAUUGUGUGAGUUGGAAUCACCAUGAUAUUAAUACAAUACAGUGAUCGGGUGUGAUUAUAACCAUCUACAAUACAGUGAUCGGGUAUGAUUAUGAUCAUUAGCAUAAAAAUAGAAAGGAUUAUUGUGUUUUUGUAAAGGGGUGUGGUUAUCUUCUAUAAAAUGGUUUGAUGUAUAGUUAUUCUUAAUUCAAAUUGGGGGG